AGUAGACAACCCGGGGGCCCAGUACACACGUUUGUUUAUCAUUCGCUUUGACUGGCCAAUGUGGUAUCUCUGCCGGUAUCGCCCCUCCACACUCCUUUCUCAUCCACCCCAUCCAUCCCUUCUUGCCCUCCACCCCCCUCCCCACCACCUCCCUUCCGCCUCCCUUCGCUGCGCUACGGUACACGAGACACUGCCCCCCACCCAAGCACUUUCUUUCGCUCAAUUACCGGUAUUGUUCUCCCCUGAAUUCUGCCCCCCCCCUCCUUUAUUGCUGUAGGUUGGAGACCUACUUUCCGACUCCCUCUUUAUCCUCCCAUCGGCUCUCCUCCCCCCCCGAUACACUGCCAUAGAACUGAUUCCUAUCGACCUGAUCAUCUAUUAGCAUUUACAGCUUGUCGGUGUGAUGGCAGUAUUAUUUUGACGACUUCUCGCCCUUUCCUGUCUCUCCCUCUUCCUCCCUCCCUCUAUAUCUCCCAUCAUCCAGCCAAGAGCGACGACAAAUCCAGCCAAACCUAAACUGCCAGGUCCUCUUAACCCAUAAUGCAGUUUUCUAAGGCCUUUACCCUGGGCUUUCUAGCCGCUGCCUUUGUCACAGCAACUCCGGUCCAGAAUCAGAUUGUCCUUAGUCCGGGUGAAGUGGCUUCGGUGCACGAUGCGCCAGCAUCGCAAUCCGAACCUAGGAAGUUGAAGGGGCGAUUUUUGCACGUCACUGACAUUCAUCCUGAUCCAUUCUACCUCACGGGCUCCGAUCCCAGUGAGCGUUGCCACCGCGGUAAGGGAGGCGCUGGUGUGCUUGGUGCUGAAACCUCGGGCUGUGAUACCCCGUUCAGUUUGGUGAACGAGACCUUCGCCUGGAUUAAGGAAAAUCUCAGAGAUGAAAUCGACUUUGUUAUCUGGACUGGCGACUCUGCAAGACACGACAACGAUGUCAAUAUCCCACGUAGCGAUAGUCAAAUUUUCACGUUGAACCGACGCAUUACCCAGGGAAUGGUCGACGUUUUUGGGAAGCCGGAUAAUCUUGGUGAUGAUGACCCGACAAAUGACUUGGUUGUCCCAAUUAUUCCGACUCUUGGAAAUAACGAUAUCUUUCCUCACAAUAUUAUGACGGACGGUCCCAAUAAGAUCACGCGUGAAUUCUCGGACAUCUGGAGGAAUUUCAUUCCGCAAGACCAAUAUCACGUGUUUGACAAAGGAGCCUAUUUUUGGACCCAAGUCGUACCGGGCACCAACGGCAAGAUGGGUUUGGCUAGCAAAGGCGGCCUUUCAGUUAUUUCACUCAACACUAUCUAUUUCUUCGGUUCCAACGCUGCUGUCGAUGGCUGCGAUCUCAAGGGCGAACCAGGUUAUGAGCAAAUGGAAUGGUUGAAGAUCCAAUUACAAUUGAUGAGGGAUAUCGGGAUGAAAGCCAUUCUGAUUGGCCACGUUCCGCCGGCUUGGACAAGUACAAAGCAAAGUUGGGACGAAACGUGCUGGAAGAAGUAUGUUUUGUGGUCCAAGCAAUACCGUGAUGUUAUCGUGGGGUCUAUCUAUGGCCAUAUGAAUCUGGACCAUUUUAUGGUGCACGAUAGUGACGAGCUCAAGCCACCCCAUGACGACAGCAAGCGGAAGAAGAAGAAGAAGAAGCCCAAGAGGAAGUGGACCGGCCGCUCUGCUGAGGAGAUGGUUGCUCCCGAGAUGGACCCCUCGGAAUUCGAUGAGGAGAAUCCGGUCUACAAUGUUCAGAACGCAGAGUCAUACCUCAAUUCGUUGAGAGAGGCCUUUUCUUACCUUCCCACUCCUAUCGGAGCUGUUGGCAAAAGCGAUGAAGAGGACGAUCCUUAUGAUGAGAACCAGAAUGCCGAUUACUCUCAGAAAAUUGGGGGCAGAUGGGGUGAGCGAUACGUCCUCUCGAUUGUUGGGCCAAGCGUUGUACCGAACUACUUCCCGACGCUGAGAGUUAUCGAAUACAAUAUUACCGGACUCGAUGAUGUCAAUGUCGUAGUUGGAGGAUCUAAUGCUAAGCCCAAUGACGAUCUUCAGACCUUGCGGAACAACAAAGAUCCGUCUACCCCCAACCCACCUUCCAAGACUGCGCCUCCCGGUCCGGCCUAUUCCAUGCAGCCAUUUACCUUUCUUGGCAUCACGCAAUAUUAUGCCAACCUUACGAGGAUCAAUGGACUCAAGAAGAAGGCGGAUGACCAACACUUGGAAUUGCGAGAUUCCACCGAAGAUAGAACUUUUAGAUACGAGCUAGAGUACAACACGAGGACGGAUAAGAUCUAUAAACUUAAGGACAUGACCGUCAAGAGUUAUCUGAAGCUUGCGAGGGAAAUAGUUGACGCCACUCGCCGAGGAAAUAAGAAGCAAGGCGACAAAGACAAGACGAGGGAUAUAGAUGAUUCUGCUGUGGAGUGCGGAGAUUUAGAUGUCAAAGAGGGUUGCGAUGUUGAGGAAGAGAAGAGGAAGAAGAGGCGCAAGAGCAAGAAGCACCAUCACAAGUUGAAGGAUCAUAUCUGGCACACUUUUGUAAAAAGGGCUUUCGUGGGUACCAUUGAGGGUGACGAGCUUGGCAUGUGAUUUCAUUCAGGGUUUACAUUAAUUUCGGUUUUGGGGUUUGGUUCUGGUUCGGGAGGGUCAUAUUGUUUCGGGCUAUUCUCAUUGCGUGGCGUUUUUAUGCUUCAUUCUGAUUUGGCGAGUAUUGGGUACAUUCAUUUCUUUUCCGCGUUCUGGUCGGGUUUGCACAUGGUUUAUGACUUUUUCAACUUUGUUUCUUUAUGCAGUUGGUAUUACUGCCGGGUUUCAUGGGGUUCAGUGUAUGAGUAGAGUAAUCCAAGUGGAUGGUGAAUGAGGUCAAUUGGUAAUUAUUCAAAUUGAUGUUG
Molecule: messenger RNA, 2858 nt
Organism: Tuber melanosporum (Perigord truffle)
Lineage: Eukaryota; Fungi; Ascomycota; Pezizomycetes; Pezizales; Tuberaceae
Exons: 8
Coding region: 541-2556 (671 amino acids)
Biological process (GO): polyphosphate catabolic process
Cellular component (GO): membrane; fungal-type vacuole
Molecular function (GO): exopolyphosphatase activity; endopolyphosphatase activity
Source: RefSeq, a predicted model, not a curated record